Molecule: messenger RNA, 3248 nt
Organism: Gadus morhua (Atlantic cod)
Lineage: Eukaryota; Metazoa; Chordata; Actinopteri; Gadiformes; Gadidae
Product: cadherin-4
Exons: 17
Coding region: 350-3163 (937 amino acids)
Biological process (GO): multicellular organism development; adherens junction organization; cell-cell junction assembly
Cellular component (GO): plasma membrane; catenin complex; adherens junction
Molecular function (GO): cadherin binding; beta-catenin binding; calcium ion binding
Source: RefSeq, a predicted model, not a curated record
ACAACUAGUGUAUCUUUAAGUAGGCUACAUGUGGAGUUUUCCGGCCACGGGUGAUAGGAGGGGUGGCUGAGUGACGCUCGCUGCGCCCGGGUGCUGAGCUGAGCACUCACCUGCAGACGAGAGGACUGGGGGGGGAUCUCUGCGCAGGCUUUCUGCUGCUGCUGCUGCUGCUUGUAAAGAACUGCGUCGCUCUCACUCACACUCGCCAAGCAACGGGAGAACACAACAACACGCCACCUGACCAAAAGGAAGAAUCAGCAGCAUCAUCAGUUAUUGGAAAUUUACCUCUUUUUUUUUCUUCUUCUUCUUCUUGUUCUUUUCUCCAAAGCAGCCUCGCUCGCUCGCCACGAUGAGAACUCUCCCUGCCGCACCGCUCCUGUCCGCGCUCGUGUUUCUGGCCACGAUUUGGGAGACUAAAGGAGCACAGGCUUCCAAAGAUCCUUGCCAACCCGGCUUUGCACAAAGUUUUUACUCUGUGAGCGUUUCAAGGGAUGUAGCGCAAGGACAGCACAUCACUAAAGAUACCACCGUGUCAUCACAAAAAGUGAGGUUUGACGACUGCAUGGGAAACGAAGGGCUGACCUUCCAGAGCAGCGAGCCCGCGUUCGGCGUGAGGACCGAUGGCUCCAUCUUCAUCCGGCAGGACGGGACCAGUUUGGUGGAACCCGUCCAGUUCAAGCUCACUGCCAGAGGGCCCAACACGCAUGUCUGGGAGACGGUGCUCCAACUGGCCCCGAUCGACCCCCCAGAGCCCCGGGAGGGAGGCAAUGAGGUCACAGAAGAGGAGGCCAAGGUCCCCGAGAUGAAAGAGAAGAAGAAGGGGGAGGAGCUCCGCGCCCCGCCGACGGUCAUCAUGUUCCCGGGAUCGAGAGGCCACCGCUCCGGGGGGCUGCACCGCCAGAAGAGAGACUGGGUCAUUCCCCCCGUCAACGUUCCGGAGAACUCUCGCGGACCCUUCCCUCAGAUGCUCGUCAGCAUCCGCUCGGACCAGGACAGGGACAUCUCAAUCCGGUACAGCAUUACCGGGAUGGGGGCCGACCAGCCCCCCAACGAGGUGUUCAACAUCGACCCCGUGGCGGGCAAGAUGUACGUCACCAAGCCCCUGGACCGCGAGAUGCGCUCCUCCUACCACCUAAGAGCGCAUGCGGUGGACAUGAACGGCAACCAGGUGGAGAACCCGAUUGACCUGUACAUCUACGUCAUCGACAUGAACGACAACCGGCCCGAGUUCAGGAACCAGGUCUACAACGGCUCGGUGGACGAGGGCUCGAAGCCAGGCACGUAUGUGAUGCACGUGUCGGCCUUCGACGCCGACGACAACACCACCGCCAACGGCAUGGUGCGCUACCGCAUCCUGUCGCAGAUGCCGCACAAUCCCAUCCCCAACAUGUUCACCAUCAACAGCGAGACGGGGGACAUCGUUUCCGUGGCAGCCGGCCUGGACCGCGAGACAGUGUCCCAGUACACGCUCAUCGUCCAGGCGACCGACAUGGAGGGGAACCUGAACUUCGGCCUCUCCAACACGGCCACCGCCCUCAUUACCGUCACCGACAUCAACGACAACCCCCCCAGGCUCACCAACAGGACGUUCUCCGGUGAGGUCCCUGAGAACCGGGUGGGCCUGGUGGUGGCUAACCUGACGGUGAAAGAUGCCGACCAGCCUCACUCGCCCAACUGGAACGCCGUCUACCGGAUCAUCAGCGGCGAUCCCUCCAACCACUUCUCCAUGCGCACCGACCCCGUGUCCAACGACGGCAUGGUUACCGUGGUGAAGCCCGUGGACUACGAGAUGAAUCGGGCCUUCAUGCUGACGGUGGUGGUCUCCAACCAGGCCCACCUGGCCAGCGGCAUCCAGUCCUCCCUGCAGUCCACCGCCGGGGUCACCAUCUCCGUCCAGGACAUCAACGAGCCCCCCUACUUCCCCACCAACCCCAAGAGCAUCCGCUUCGAGGAGGGGGUCCCGGCCGGCACCAGCCUCACCACCUUCUCCGCCACCGACCCGGACCGCCUGCAGAUGCAGCAGAUCAUCAGGUACACAAAGCUGAAUGACCCCGCGCUGUGGCUGUCCAUCAACAGGACCAGUGGUCAGAUAGUUACCAUAGCAACCCUGGACCGGGAGUCCACCUAUGUGAAGAACAACGUGUAUGAGGCUACGUUCCUGGCUAUAGACAGUGGUUCUCCCCCGGCCAGCGCCACCGGCACCCUGCAGAUCUACCUCAACGACAUCAACGACAACCCGCCGGCGCUGGUGCCACGCGAGGCCCAGCUGUGCGAGCGCGUCAACAGGAACACCAACGGCGUCAACAUCACGGCGGCCGACGCCGACACGGACCCCAACGCCGGGCCCUUUGUGUUCGAGCUGCCCAACUACCCGCCAAGCAUCCGACGCAACUGGACCAUCUCUCGCAUCAGCGGCGACUAUGCCCGCCUGGGCCUGCGCUACCAGGUGUACCUGGAGUCGGGCGUGUAUGAGGUCCCCAUCGUGGUGUCUGAUUCGGGGAACCCUCCGUUGUCCAACCGCUCCGUCAUCAAGGUGAAGGUGUGUCCAUGCGACCGCAACGGAGACUGCACCACGCUGGGGGCCGUGGCGGCCGCGGGCCUGGGCACCGGCGCCAUCAUCUCCAUCCUGGUCUGCAUCAUCAUCCUGCUGUGCAUGGUGCUGCUGUUCGUGGUGUGGAUGAAGCGCAGAGAGCGGGAGAGGCAGACCAAGCAGCUGCUCAUCGACCCCGAGGACGACGUCAGGGACAACAUCCUGAAGUACGACGAGGAGGGCGGGGGGGAGGAGGACCAGGACUAUGACCUCAGCCAGCUGCAGCAACCCGACUCCCUGGAGCACAUCAUCAGCAAGCCCCCGGGGGUCCGCCGGGUGGACGAACGCCCCAUCGUCCCCGAGUCCCAGUACCCCAUCCGGCACGUCCUGCCCCACCCUGGAGACAUCGGGGACUUCAUCCAUGAGGGUCUGCGGGCGGCGGACAACGACCCCACGGCGCCCCCCUACGACUCCCUGCUGGUGUUCGACUACGAGGGCAGCGGCUCCACGGCGGGCUCCGUCAGCUCCCUCAACUCCUCCAGCUCCGGGGACCAGGACUACGACUACCUCAACGACUGGGGCCCGCGCUUCAAGAAGCUGGCCGACAUGUACGGCGGAGGGGACGAGGAUUAAAACAAAACACAAACGCAAAAGACGAAACGGCAACGGAAUUGAACAACCGCGCUCGAGUGUGCACUUCGACGUCGAGAAGGGGGUG